Cladocopium goreaui is the source of this 2577-nucleotide messenger RNA. The record is from the annotation of a GenBank genome assembly. Lineage: Eukaryota; Dinophyceae; Suessiales; Symbiodiniaceae.
AUGGUUUUCCCGAAGAUCGUCCUUGGUUUUUUCCAUUUGCUUUCAAGAGGCAGCAGUUUUUGUCCUAAAGGCUUUGGACCUGGGACAUUUCCUCCUGAAUACGAGAUUCCUUUGUGGCCAGAAGACAUGUCUUGGGAGGAUAGUGCAAAGUUGCGCACUAUCACGUUGGGAGGAUUCAAACAUAGCAUGCUCAACGAAGAAUACUUGGAAGGCCCCAACGAAGAUUUUUUCAUGCAGGGGCGCGAGACAUUCUGGCAAGCAUCUGGUCAAUAUUUCAUGUACUAUUGCCAGCGUUUCCGAAAAUGGCGUAUAGCUGAAAUCAGCGCCUUCAGUCAAAAUAUGAACGGCCAGUGCUUCGCUUUUGUUUCAGAUGCUCUUCCCAAUAGAGAUAUCUUGAAUCAGACCAUGCUGAAGGGUUUUAUUGAGGUUGAAGAUGGAGAAUGGGCCGCCAGAGAGGAUGCUGGUGUUGUCGCGUUAGGCAUCCUUGGAGAUCAAAUGGAGACAGCUGAUGAGCCAGGGGACGGAGCAUCCGGAGACCCCGAGGCCUGUGCAACCGAAAACUUUGAAUCCGCCAAGGAAUCUACAGAAUCCACGGAAUCGAAGUGUCCAGUGAUGCCGGUUGUAAGAAAAGCCAGGGACAAAGCCGUUCAGGUUGCAAAAGAAGCUGGCAAGUGGGCAAGACGGCUUUUCCCAAAAUAUCUUGGAGCCCCAGACGAAGAUGACAUGGCGGAGGUGGAGGAUGUAGAAAAUCCAUUGUUUGCAAAAGAAGCUGGCAAUUGUGAGGUGAAAACCUUGCAGGGCUGCAGUUUCAAGGAACAGUUUUUUGUUGAAAAGCAGCGCGCUCGUACCACAGAGGAACAGCGAACAGAACUCCAACGUUUGAGAAAAAUGGAGGAUGUCGUCAUGAAGCCUGCCCAAAAAACAUGGUUGGUGUCGCGUGUCGAAAUCUUGAAACAGCUGACGGACAACUCGGCUUGCGAUCCCACAGGGAACACAGCGGCCCAUCGCAGGGAUGCAAGACUUGAACUCAGUGAGUUGGAAGACGGCUUCCCAGGAAAGUCACUUAAGGCUGUGCUGUAUGAGCACCACACUGUCCGAUCGAGGGUACUUGAGGUUGCUGGUGGAGCCAUAUGGCUGACACGGCGCUCUGGUUCUUUGACUCGCCCACCCCGACUUCAGAAGGAGGACGAAAACCGUGCUCCUGAAGCACUUCAAGGCUUGCCCUCCGACAUUUGGUUGGAUGGCCAGGUGGGUGACUUUUUGCCCACAGGUGUCUUUGUGCAUGUCAGAGAUCCUGGAGAUGGACAGAAGCCAUUGUUGGGCUUUCUGCCUGCUUCUCUUUUUCUGCCAGGAUUUGAAAAAGAAGCAAUGCGAGGAAAGCGAAUAAAGGUCAAGAAAGAAGGCUUUAAUCCUGGGAAAGGUUUGCUUCUAACGGUGGCAAAAAGCAUUUUGGACGAAUCAUGCUUCGAGGCUGCAGAUGGUCUUGCGCCCGAAGCUAUUCUCUCAAGGACCAAAUUGUGGAAUCACCUACGAAACAAUGCUGAAUUUUACAGCCGACAUCAAGAACAAUGGAAUCUUGCCAUGAGUUUGGGACCUGCCUGCCCAACUCUAAGCUUCAUGCAUGACCUUGGCUGUAAGAUACAGAGCAAGUUGUUGAGGGCGGAUGGCGGUGCAACUUGUGGUGGCGGCAAACUUAUAAUUGCACUUGAUCAAAGACAAGUGGAAACAGCGAUUAUUGUCAAAGCAGGACGCUCGCAAAGCUCAACCAUUUGCGUUUCAUCGCAGGCAGGUUGUGCAAUGGCUUGUCGCUUUUGCGACACUGGUUUGGUUCGCCCCAAAGGAGGGAUGAAUCUGCCGGCAUGGGCAAUACUAGAACAAGUUCUUCAUGCUGAAGCUUGGCUGCAACGAGAAAUUGCAGGCUAUUGUGGAAAGAGUAAUAUUGUUUUCAUGGGCAUGGGUGAGCCACUUCUCAAUUAUUCAAGUGUGCUUGAUGCAGCCAGACUGCUUUGCAGCUCGGGGCACAAGAUCACAAUCUCUACAGUGGGAGUGGCAACACGAAUCAAGAGCCUCGCACAGCAGGCACCACCUGGUCUGCGCCUGGCGCUGUCCUUGCAUGCUCCCACACAGGAGCUGCGAGAACAGCUCUUGCCAGCUGCGAAGUUGUGGGAUUUAGAUACCCUUUUUACUGCUGUGAGCGAUUUCGAAGCAGCUACUGGCUCAGGAGUGCUGAUUCAGUACAUAUUGAUACGUGGUAUCAACGAUCAAGAGAAGCAUGCGAAGAUGCUGACAGAACUUAUUCUGUCCCGCACCUCAAGAUGUGCUGGAAUCAAUCUCAUUCCCUACAAUGAAACUAUUGCAGGGGCUAUGUCAAGAUUUGAGUCUCCUUCAGAUAGCACCUGUAAGCGUUUCAGAGAUACCCUGCGAAGCUUGGGUGCCCCGAACGUCACGGUUCGUUUCUCCACGAAGCUUGGCCGUGACUGGUCAUCAGCCUGUGGUCAAUUGGGUUUAGCGACAGAUGCUAUGGCUAAGCCAAAAAGUUCAUUCCUUCGGAUCUCUUCGGCCUUGGAGAUGCUGUAA